AUGGAGGCAGCGGACCCCGAGCCCGGUAGGGGCUCGCCGCCCCCGCCGCCCCCACCGCCCCCCCUGCCUCCACCUUCCCCUGCACCCCCGGAGAAAAAGAAGAUCAAUCGUGCCCCGUCUCCUGCUAGACCGAAGGACGUUCCCGGCUGGUCGCUAGCCAAGAGCCGGCGGAGCAGCGGCAGCAACCCGGGCUCUCCUGCCUCUCUGUCCGGGAAGGCGGGGCCCGGCCAGCCCCGGCCGGAGAAGAAAGGCCGCAGCGGCCCGCAGACCGGGGCUCGGGGCUCGGGAAAGGGCGCGCCAGGCCGAGCCGGGGCCAAGGCAAAGGGGCGUCCCCGCGACGAGCCUCCGGGGCGGACCUCGCUGCCGCCGCUGCUGCCACAGCCACCGCCGCCGACGGCCCUGAGCCUCACGGACAGCAGCUCCGAGGUGUCGGACUGCACAUCCGAGGAGAACAAACUGCUGUCCUUGGAGCUAGCUCUGAGCAGCGAUACCGAGUCCGGCGGCGGCAGCGGCAGUGGCAGUGGCAGCGGGCGGGAGCGAUCGGCAGGCACCGGGGCCGGAGCUGGGUCCGGGGUCCGCGUCCAGGGGCACCCGGCGCCGCGCAGCCCUCAGCGGUCCCGGCUGGCCUCCCCGGGCGCCUCGCCUGUCCCGGAUGAGCAGUCCGCAGCCUCGUUGGGCAGCAGCCGCCUGCCGCUCAGUACGUCGCUGGCCUUCUCCGAUCUCACCGAGGAGCUGCUUGACUGCGGGCCCGACGGCUUCGUGAGGGAGCUGGAGGAGCUGCGCUCGGAGAACGACUACCUCAAGGUAGUGGGGGGCGCAGAAGGGGAGGUCCUAAGGCCUGACCCGGAAUGCUUAAUGCGGGGCUUAAGUUAA
Molecule: messenger RNA, 873 nt
Organism: Trichosurus vulpecula (common brushtail)
Lineage: Eukaryota; Metazoa; Chordata; Mammalia; Diprotodontia; Phalangeridae
Product: protein cappuccino-like
Exons: 1
Coding region: 1-873 (290 amino acids)
Biological process (GO): insulin receptor signaling pathway
Source: RefSeq, a predicted model, not a curated record